CAUCAUCCCAUUCCCAUUCUCCUUCCCUUUUUUCUAUUUUUAUUGUUAUUUUUAUUUGCUCGUUAAAUUUUUCUUCUGUCUCUGUUCUCUGUUUCUCUUUUCUCGGACUCAUUCCCAUUUCUAUCUGCUGCUAGUCCCUCCCUCCCAUAGCCAUAAAAGCGUUAAGCUGAUUUCAACCAGCACUGCUUGCUUCUGCCUCUUAGUUGCCUGUUCUCCCCUCCCGGCGAUCCCUGAUCUGCAUCUUCUUCUCCGCCUGCAGCUGAGAGGUUAUUGCUCAUCUCAAGUGAAAGAGUUGUGAUUGCUGCCUGAUGGUCCAAGCGAGAAGGGAACUUCAGUUUGGGGAGAAAUUAAUCCUCAAUAGACUUACUCGUGUUGAACUUCAACGUCUCAUUUCUCCCUCCCCCGUUGCCCCUAGUCUCUCUCCGUCCCUGUCAAUGGAGGGUUCUGGAGCAAAGAUUGUCGCUUUUUGCUGCUCGGAGUCGGUGCAGCAUAGGUGCAAACUUUUCGAAUCUGAAACAGAUCACAGGGUACUGGUGCUGUUUGCUCUCUUAACGGACUGUUGAUUGAUUGCUACUGACCGGUGUCGCUAGAUUAUUGCAAGCACUGAAGCCUUGUGCUGUUUGGGUCGGUGAAGUGAUUAUAUGCCAUGUUAUACUUGUGACCCGCAAGUUGAAAUGCUUUUCCUGAUGGCAAUCAAGACAUUGUAGCCAGAGAUCUCUUGUCAAAAGGGGUUGAUAGACCGUCUCUGGUGCUGGAGAGUUACUUAGACUCAGACCACCAAGGGGCUGUGCCCCUUAUGGUCCCAUCUCGGGUGUCUGGUGGGCUAACCCAGUCUUCUUCAAGCUCAGGAGUUUAUUACCAAGGAGAUGCUCAGUCGCAGACGGUGGUUAACUCCCACUUGAGCUCAUCCUUUGCUAACUCUUCUAACUCACUACCAGGAACUGGUCGUUCCAAUCGAGGAGCGGUUUCGGGGGACAUGAACAGUGCUGCCUUGAACAGUGCGGGAAAUUCUGGACCUAGUGUUGGAGCGAGCUCUCUAGUUACAGAUGCCAAUUCGGCCCUCUCUGGAGGACCACAUUUGCAGAGAAGUGCAAGUAUAAACACAGAAUCCUACAUGCGCUUACCAGCAUCCCCUAUGUCGUUCACUUCAAAUAACAUCAGUAUUUCUGGUUCAUCUGUCAUAGAUGGAUCCUCUGUAGUGCAACAAAGUCCUCACCAAGAUCAACCUGCUCAACAAAUGCAGCAGAGUCAACAACAGCAACAGGGGAACUCGAGCGUGACAUCCGUACCCCCAUCACAAGCUGGCCAAGUUUUGCUUCCGAUGGGAGCUCGGGUUCCUGGAUCCUUCAUUCAGGACCCAAAUAGUCUGUCCCAUCUGCAGAAGAAGCCCAGGAUUGAUAUUAAGCAAGAAGAUAUCAUACAGCAGCAGGUCCUGCAACAACUGCUGCAGAGGCCAGAUCCGAUGCUACAGAACCAUAAUCCGCAGUUACAGGCAUUGUUACAGCAGCAGAGACUGCGGCAACAGCAGCAGCAGAUCCUGCAGUCUAUGCCGCAUUUGCAGAGAGCCCAUCUGCAGCAGCAACAGCAUCAGCAGCAGCAGCAGCUGCAGCUGAGACAGCAGCUACAACAGCAGGGCAUGCAGCCCAUGAAUGUAAAACGCCUCUAUGAUAGUGGUGUGUGUUCUCGAAGGCUUAUGCAAUACCUUUAUCAUCAGAGACAACGACCACUCGAUAAUGCUAUUGCUUACUGGAGGAAGUUCGUGACAGAAUAUUAUUCCCCUCGUGCAAAGAAAAGAUGGUGCUUGUCAUUGUACGAGAAUGUUGGACAACAUGCACUUGGUGUUUUCCCUCAGGCAGCUAUGGACGCGUGGCAUUGUGACAUCUGUGGCUCCAAGUCUGGAAGGGGCUUUGAGGCAACUUUUGAAGUACUUCCAAGACUUAAUGAAAUCAAAUUCGGCAGUGGGGUCAUUGAUGAGCUUUUAUUUUUGGACUUGCCUAAAGAGUAUAGAUUCCCUUCUGGAAUAAUGGUGUUGGAGUACGGGAAAGCAGUUCAAGAGAGUGUGUAUGAGCAACUUCGUGUUGUUCGUGAAGGCCAGCUUCGGAUCAUUUUCGCACAUGAUCUAAAGAUACUGUCAUGGGAGUUUUGUGCUCGUAGGCAUGAAGAACUCCUUCCUCGGCGUCUGGUUGCUCCACAGGUACAAGACUCCUAUGUAACUGAGGGCAAGCUUGGCAGCAUCAUUUUAUUUACCUUUUCCUUUGUCAAUGGUAUUUUCCAUGUUUUGCAGGUCCAUCAGUUGGUCCAGGUCGUGCAGAAGUGUCAGAGCACAAUUGCUGAAAGUGGAGCUGAUGGAGUCUCCUCCCAGGAUUUACAGACUAACAGUAAUAUGGUUCUCUCAGCGGGGCGUCAGCUUGCUAAAAGCUUGGAGCUUCAGUCGUUGAAUGACCUCGGAUUCUCCAAAAGAUAUGUCAGAUGUUUGCAGAUCUCUGAGGUUGUCAAUAGCAUGAAGGAUCUCAUAGAUUUCUGCAAGGAGACCAAUAAAGGACCUAUAGAGGGCUUGAAAAACUAUCCUAGACACACCUCUGCAGCUAAACUUCAGAUGCAGAAGAUGCAGGAGAUGGAGCAGCUUGCAAGCGUACAGGGCCUCCCAACUGAUCGAAACACACUUAAUAAGCUGAUGGCGCUGCAGCAUUCUGGUCUGAACAACCAAAUGGGCCACCCCAACAUGGCUCAUCGUGGAGCCCUGAGUGGGUCUGCCCAAGCUGCUUUGGCCCUCACAACAGGCUACCAGAACCUGCUCAUGCGUCAGAACUCCAUGAACUCCAACUCAAGCACCCUUCAGCAGGAGGCGUCCUCUUUCAGCAAUUCUGCCCAGAGCCCAUCAGCCACAUUUCAAGGCCCGAAGAUAUUCCACUCUAGCGGCUAUUCAAGCCCGAAUCUUCCCCCGCAGCAGCGGGCGCUGAACGGGCCGACUAACCUACUCCAGCAAAACCCUAACCCAACUCAGGGAAACCAAACUCUCCAGCAGCAGAUGAUUCAGCAUCUUCUGCAGGAGAUGUCUAAUAACAAUGGUGGCGGAGGAGGGGUUCAACAGGCCCAGGCUCAUCUCAGGAGUGGUAUGGGUUUCGGGAAUAACAACUCAGCGCCACCCCAGGCGCAGGCUCGAGCCCAGGUUCAGCCUGCCUCGUCCAACGUCUCCGGUCCAGCACCUAGUCGGAGCAACAGCUUCAAAGGCACUGCCUCCAACAGCGAUUCCUCUGCACCCCCUGCAACUGGGAAUAACGGGUUCAACCCUGGUAGAGCGCCUGAUAUGCCUCAGGGUCUCCACUUAUCAGAUGAUAUUGUUUCUGAUAUUGCCCAAGAGUUCACCGGCAAUAGCUUCUUCAGCAGUGAUCUCGAUGACACCAUGGGUUUUGGGUGGAAGGCGUAACAUGACUAACACUAAUUUGGCCAGCCCAACCGAUAAUGAUAAUGGUGAGAUUGUCAUUCAAUCUUAAGGGAGUUCUGUCUUACCUCUGUACAGCGUGUUCUAAAAUGGAUGCGGGAUUUUCAUUCUUUCUGUUCAUUUUUAUUUUUUUUUGUUGUUUUUUUUUGGGGCUCUCUGUCUUUUUUUUUUUUGUUUUUAACUCGUUUCUAAUUGUGGUUGUGGCUUCACAAACUGGUGUUGCAACACUUGCAAGCAAUUUUAGAAUAUUUAGGGAAAAUCUUCUUUGGCGGGGCUUCGUCUAUGUCGUCGUUAUAAGUCAGUGCAAGUGUAAUCUAUUGCAUAAGCUACUUGUUGAGGAAGAACAGCUUCGAUUUCAUUCUCAUGGCUUCUGUAUGAUGAAGAUCUAGUACUCCCAUGUGCCGGAGAUUGUUCUA
Messenger RNA from Punica granatum (pomegranate), 3858 nucleotides. The record is from RefSeq and is a predicted model, not a curated record. Lineage: Eukaryota; Viridiplantae; Streptophyta; Magnoliopsida; Myrtales; Lythraceae.